This is a messenger RNA of Sphaerodactylus townsendi, 4283 nucleotides long. It is a transcript of the gene RSPRY1, whose product is annotated as ring finger and SPRY domain containing 1. Lineage: Eukaryota; Metazoa; Chordata; Lepidosauria; Squamata; Sphaerodactylidae. The record is from RefSeq and is a predicted model, not a curated record. Gene Ontology annotation, molecular function: protein binding; ubiquitin-protein transferase activity. Bases 311 to 2038 code for a protein of 575 amino acids. Gene Ontology annotation, cellular component: cytoplasm. The transcript is spliced from 15 exons.
GCCGCCGCGUGCGGACUGGGGCGGCUGGCCGGGGCCUCCUCCAUCUUUCCCGACCGCCGCGUUGCCGCCGCCUGAGGGGAAGAAGAUGGCACAAAGGGGCCACGCCGUCGACCUCGCCGCUCGCUGGACCUCCGGCCUGGACGACUGAGAGGACGACAGCGGGCCUUCUCUUGAAUAUCCAAUGUGUAUCUCCAGUGAGAAUGUUGGAAAUUACACCAGCCAUUUCCCAUCCAUUCCACUUGCUACAAAUGCCUAUAACGCAAAGGCCACAAUUCAGGAUCCAAAAAACAUUGUUCUUAAAACUGUCUAGAUGAUUGUCGUUGCUUUGAUUGUGUUCUUUGUGAGCAGAAGCCUCCUCCAAGGCUUACGUCUGACUCUUGAACAGCAUAUUCGUUGUUUGCUGCAAACCUUGGGAGCUACCAGCAUGGGCAAUUCCUGCGUUUGUCGAGAAGAUAGUGGGGCAGAAGACAAUGUGGAGUCCAGGAGUCGCCAGGCAGAGAACAGCAGAAUACCAGUACCUGAAACAAGGAGCCAUCUGAGAGACCCAAUAAGACCCCCCCGGCGGGGGCGGGGGCCGCAUGAACCAAGAAGGAAGAAACAAAAUGUGGAUGGAUUAGUACUUGACACGUUGGCCGUGAUUCGGACGCUGGUUGACAAUGACCAGGAGCCUCCUUACUCAAUGAUGACUUUGCAUGAAAUGGCUGAAACAGAUGAAGGCUGGCUGGAAGUUGUCCAAUCCUUAAUUAGAGUUAUUCCAUUAGAAGAUCCCCUGGGACCAGCUGUUAUAACUUUGCUACUGGAUGAGUGUCCAUUGCCAACAAAAGAUGCACUGCAGAAAUUAACGGAAAUACUGAAUUUAAGCGGGGCUGUAGCUCACCAGGAUGCCUCUCAUCCAGCCAAACAUCGGAACACAACUGCAGUACUGGGCUGUUUGGCAGAAAAGCUUGCAGGCCCUGCAAGUAUAGGUUUACUCAGUCCGGGAAUAUUGGAAUACUUAUUACAGAGCUUGAAUUUCCAGUCCCAUCCAACAGUAAUGCUUUUUGCACUAAUAGCCCUGGAAAAGUUUGCACAAACAAGUGAAAAUAAAAUCACAGUUUCGGAAACGUGCAUCAGCGACCAGCUUGUUCUGUUAGAGAAAUGGACAAACCACCCGGACUAUUUAAAACGGCAAGUCGGAUUCUGUGCCCAGUGGAGUUUAGACAAUCUAUUUUUGAAAGAAGGCAGACAGUUUACAUAUGAGAAAGUUGACUUGACCAACAUUAUGGCCAUGCUGAAUAGUAAUGAUGUCAGCGAAUAUCUUAAAAUCUCACCAGAUGGGUUGGAGGCCCGAUGCGAUGCCUCCUCUUUUGAAAGCGUUCGAUGUACUUUCUGUGUAGAUUCUGGAGCUUGGUACUAUGAAGUCACAGUCAUUACUUCAGGAGUGAUGCAGAUCGGCUGGGCUACCAAAGACAGUAAAUUUCUCAACCAUGAAGGUUACGGUAUUGGGGACGAUGAGUACUCCUGUGCAUAUGACGGCUGCCGGCAGCUGAUUUGGUAUAACGCCAGAAGUAAACCACAUUCCCACCCAUGCUGGAAGGAAGGUGACACAAUCGGAUUUUUACUAGAUCUACAAGAUAAGAAAAUGAUUUUUUAUUUAAAUGGAAACCAGCUUCCUGCUGAGAAACAAGUCUUUUCUUCUGCUGUGUCUGGCUUCUUCGCUGCAGCUAGUUUCAUGUCUUACCAACAGUGUGAGUUCAACUUUGGCGCAAAACCUUUCAAGCAUCCACCGCCCGUUAAAUUUAGCACCUUUAACAAUUAUGCCUUCCUGACAGCUGAAGAGAAAAUAAUUUUACCAAGACAUAGACGCCUGGCCUUGUUAAAGCAAGUUAGCAUCCAAGAAAACUGCUGCACUCUUUGCUGUGACGAAAUGGCAGACACCGAACUCAGGCCCUGUGGGCACAGCGAUCUGUGCAUGGACUGUGCCUUGCAACUAGAGACCUGCCCAUUGUGUCGACAGGAAAUACAGACCCGAGUCCGACAGAUCGCUCACAUUUCAUGACACCUGGAAAAGAGUCUCCUGGAUUUUGCCUCUAAUCCAUUCCAUCCAGUGCUGGAGGGCCAGAAGGGAGGGCAUCCUGAACCAGUCGGUAGACUUUCUGAAAGCCCAGCCAUGCCCUGGUUUUCAUCCUUAACAAGAGCCUUUUCUCACCUAAGAUGAAGAUCUGUGAAAUUGACUCCAUUGCCUUAGAGUUGUGGGACCUUCUUUUAGCAGUAAUGAAAGCUGGUUGGUUUGUCUAUAGCCAAGACUGCUGAAGUCUCAUUUUCUUUCUCUCCCCAACCCCCUACCCCUUUCUUUCCUCCGUCUUUCUCUGCUCCUCCUGUUUGCUGAUCACAAGUUGAAUAUUUUGCACUGGAAACGUUAUGGUUCAUGAUCCCCUAAAAUGGGAACAUAUCCAGCUCUUGGACCUGUCCCUUUUAUUUUGGCAGCCAUCAUGCACAUGUAACAAAAUGCCAAUAUUUCCUGGUAAAUGUAGCUUCCUGCUGGUCAGCGAGACCCUCUGUACUUUUCGGACUGUUGACAUGAAAAUGUUCAAAGACUUGAAAUCUACAAGAAGAAACUGAUUUUGUACAGAAGGUGCAGAGACUAUAGAAGAAUCCAUUUUUUUUACAACUCAGUGAUUCCAAAGAACAUUGAUCCUUUUUGUUUUUUAAACGACAAAAACUUAGUGGUUAUUUUCAUUUGUAGUGUUUCUGAUUACUUCAACUUCAGUAUCUACAUUUUUGUGAAAAGAAAAUUAGUUUUUGGAAGGAUUCCUUACAAGAAUUACAGUUCUGGACUGGAGAAUUUGUUAUUCUGAGUAUUUUUAAGGUACCAUCUGUCAUUGCUUUUUUAAAAAAUUAAAUAUUAGUUCUUGCAGGCUCUGCACAUUAAAAAAAUAUUGAGCUAUAUCAAAAUCCAGAACGCAGAGCAAAUGUGUUAGCAUCAUUUUGGAUGAAAAUGUUUGACUAGCAGUUUCACUGUCUAGGUUUGUGAAACUGCAGGGUUGUUGUUUCUUUAAAGCAGACUCUAUCAAAUUUUGACAGUUUUAUUUUUAUGUUGGUAUGUGACCCUGUAUCAUGCAUUCAUGCUCUGGUUUUUCCAUGUGCUUAUGAAAUGGCAGGGCUUUACAGUUGCUCGAGAAUAGUCCGAAGAAAUUCAUACAGUUUGUACGUGUAUGUGUGGUUGGGUGAUAGGCCUUCAUUCAAGAGGCUGCAGAAAAAAGACAGAGUUCAAUUUCAUAAGUACCUUGGCUUUCAUUAUUCAAACAAAGGUACAGUUUUAGCCCUUGUGGUUGUGAAAACAGACUUUAACUCGUAUGUGCAUAGUGCUCAGUGAGGUCUCAGAAGUAAGAGAAGUGGCUUAAAAAAAGCUUGCCCUGGAUUGGGGUCUAUGCCCUACAUACCUCCUUGCUUUUGUCCCUACCCCAGGUGGGAGAACAUGUCCAUCCACGGUUCACAGGGGGUGUGAAAUUCAGUAUUUCUUGCUGCUCAUAAAAGAAAAAUUUAACUCUAGAGCGUGUGCACAACCUUAGAGCUGGUCCUUCCCAGUUUCAGUUCAGUUUUACAUUUCUGACCCAAAUACAUUUGCUUGGAAAUAAGUCCUCAAUUUCAUUUUUGUUGGCUUCUUCCUUUACAACCACUGAACAGAAUUUCAAAAACUCUUUACAACCAUUGACUGGGCUUUAGAAAAUUCUGCAGCUAGUUCUGUCUUACACUGUGUGUCCCUGCACUUGUAUUUUUCCCACUAGAUUUUUAAAGCCGUUUAUGAUAGGAGCAUGGAUGGGGUGGGGGGCAGUAAAAAAAAGCCCACUGGCUGAGCUUCAGGUAGAUUCUUCACCCUUCUUUUUCUCCUUAACAUUGUUGUGAUAGCUUCAAUGGAACAACUGCCCAGAAACAAAAUGACAGGUGCAACAAUACAAAAAGGGGAGUCUUGCUAAUAGCCACCUGGGGCAUAUAAAUUAUCUUUUUGCAAACAUUGGUGUUUAACAGUGCAGGGAAUAUUAGUUUUGACAGAAGCAGCACUUAAAUAUGAUUCUCUGUCGUGAACAGAGAAUCCGCACCAUUUGCGACAGUGGAAACAUGCUGCUGCAUUUCAUUCUUUAUGUUGGUUAUUCUGGUGAGUAGCAACUGUCCAUGGCCCCUUGCAAGAAAAGUUGUUUCUAAUCCCAGGCGCACAUGGAUCAAACCCUUCUUGUCAAUGGCCUUCCUAAAUGGAAUCUUUAUUUUAUCAAAUUAUUAAAUCAUUAAAAACAUGUGGAAUCAAA